AUGUCGCGUUAUUCAAGGGACGACCCACGUUCAAUUUUCUUCAGCGGCAACUCGACACCCCUUCGGAGCUACGCCGGUUCGGAUCUGUUCAAGCGCACCACAACCACUCCGGCGACUCCGACGCAAUCAACCAGCCCCACUCCAUCCACAUCCUCGGCCGGUCAGGCCGCAUCCACCCCCGUCGCAGACCCCGCCAAACCGGAACCCGUCGUUCGCAUCAUCCCGAUCCUUUAUCCGGCCCAGCCAGCCCGUCUCAUCGGUGGUACUAGCAGCUACGGCAACACCAACCGACCCAAUCCCACCGAUGGACCGGGCGGGGAGAGCGCUCCAGUGAAGGGUAGCGAGGGUACCGCAACCCCACCACCAACACCCCCCGCAUCGGUGGCUCCCAUCACCACCGGGAUACUUAAAUCACCGCUCGGCACACCGCCCGCCGGCGGUACCGGCACACCAUCGCGCGUGUCCUUCUCGGCCCGACCGGUCACAGCCCCCAAACCGACGAUGGCCGGCCCGAGCGGCACCAACCCGUCCAACGUCACGCCGAGUGGUACCGGCAACGGGGUCCACGGGCGUACGACGCUCCCGCUGGCGAAGGCAUCGCGAUCGGCAGAACCGCCACUACCGCCACCCGUCGGCGGUGGUGAGGCCACACCAAAUGUGCCACACCAUCCCGAACCAGCGCCGGGUACCGGUGGGUCCGCCUGUCGCAUGCAGCUUGCCCUGUACGGUUGGCGCAAGAAGUGUCUGUAUGCGCUCAUCUUCAUCCUGAUGGUCAUGAUCAUCGUGAACCUCGCGCUUACCCUUUGGAUCAUGAAGGUGAUGGAGUUCUCCUCGAACGGUAUGGGCCAGCUGAAGAUAGUGCCGGGUGGUAUACAACUCACCGGACAGGCGCUGGUACUCAACACACUGCGCGCCUCGUCCAUCCGUUCAAAACACGGACAGCCCAUCUCCGUCGAGUCGUCGCGCAAUCUGAGCGUAAACACGCGGAACGCGUACGGUGCGGUCGAGAACCAGCUGUUCCUUGGCCACGACCGGCUGGAGGUGCUCGCGAACCACUUUCGCAUCACGGACACGCACGGCACGAACCUGUUCGCGGUCGAUCGGGACGAGGUGAUCGUCGGCGCCGGUUCGCUCCGGGUGGAAGGUGAAGGUGGUGUUGCGUUUCGUGACUCCAUCCAAACACCACUCGUCCGCGCUGACGCCGGUAAGGACUUGAAAUUGGAGUCACCGACUCGAUCGCUCGAAGCACGGGCGACCCAGGAAAUAUUCAUCCAGUCACGAGCCGGAGGUAUUGAGACAACAUGUCUCAACGAUCUGAAGCUGCACUCGGUCGCUGGCAGUAUUCGGCUAGACUCCAGCGCCAUCUAUAUGCCAAACCUGAAAACGGUGCAAACGGUGGGUGGCACUAGUGGCGGCGCUGGUGGCAGCAGCCUCUUAUCGGCAGCAACCCGGGCGGACACUGCGGGGAAGAUCUACCAGCUGUGCGCCUGCUCGAGCGGUAAGCUGUUCCUGGCAGCGCCCAACAGCGUCUGCACUGCGGACGACAGCGCCAUCUGCAGGUAA
Messenger RNA from Anopheles marshallii, 1563 nucleotides. Its product is annotated as delta-sarcoglycan. NCBI's taxonomy places the organism in Eukaryota, Metazoa, Arthropoda, Insecta, Diptera, Culicidae. Gene Ontology annotation, biological process: cardiac muscle tissue development; heart contraction. Gene Ontology annotation, cellular component: sarcoglycan complex; sarcolemma. The record is from RefSeq and is a predicted model, not a curated record. The transcript is spliced from 6 exons. Bases 1 to 1563 code for a protein of 520 amino acids.